UUUGCUGCAAAGGAGCUACAGCUAGCCGGAUAAAGAUGAAGAAAUAGGGAAGGAAACAGGGAAUAUUUAAACUUUUUGACCCCUGAGCUGAUGUUUGGGUUAAACUCUGUUUGCGUAGCCAAGAAGACGGUAAAUAUUAAAAGUAGCGUCAGGUGAAACUUUCUGUCCGGUUAAACGCAGUAAAGAGUCGGCUAACGCUUCCCAUGAACUUGCACAGUAAAUAAGUAAUAAGUAAGUUGAGUCGCAGCUCAGAUAUGUUGAUACUAACAAGAUAACCGUGUUUAUUUAGGGGUUUUUUUUGUGUUGCAUCAUGGGUGGAUGUUAUUGCUUAAGCCGACUCUGCUAACUGCGUUUUGCACACAAGGUUAAAAUUAGCUUUAGCCCAGCUAGCUGCUCACUCCCCUCCUUUGCUGCAGUUUUGUCACUUUCCUAUGCUGACUAGUGAGGCCAGGUGUGCAGAAAGUAGGCCAGGUGUGGUGUGUGAUAGAUAAGAGUGCAGUGUAUUGUCUACUUCAGGGAUUUUUCUUACUUUUAGUGUGAGUCAGAGCUGGGAUCAUGCUGCUCUCUUUGGUUGUGCACACUUACUCUCUGCGUUACUGGUUCCCAGCCACCAUCAUGCUGGGAACAGCCCCGGCUUAUCUGCUGUCCUGGGGGGCAUGGCGCCUGCUUUCAUCUGUCCUGCCAGCCAGAGUGUAUCACAAACUAGACGACCGGUUGUACUGCAUCUACCAGAGUAUGGUCCUCUUCUUCUUUGAGAACUACACAGGUGUUGAGAUUGUUAUAUAUGGAGAUAUACCAAAGACCAAAGAGAACGUCAUCUACCUGUCCAACCACCAGUGUACAGCUGACUGGAUCAUUGCCGACAUGCUCGCCAUCAGGCAGAAAGCUCUGGGUCACGUCAGGUACGUCCUUAAAGACGGACUCAAGUGGCUCCCGCUGUACGGGUGGUAUUUCUCUCAGCACGGAGGAGCGUACGUGAAGAGGAGCGCAAAGUUUGAUGUGAAGGCGAUGCAGAAGAAGCUCCUCACUCAGACUCAAUCUGGAGCACCGAUGUACCUCGUUAUCUUUCCAGAAGGAACGCGCUAUAAUCCGGAGCUGAAGAACGUUAUCGCAGACAGUCAGGCUUUCGCUACUAAAGAAGGCCUGGCUGUUCUGAGGCACACUCUAACGCCCAGAAUGAAAGCCUCUCACAUAGCCAUCGAGACCAUGAGGGACCACCUGGACGCUGUGUACGACGUCACUGUGGCCUACGAGGGGAAGCUGGGCGUCUCCGGUCACAGAAAACCUGCCCCGACAAUGCCAGAAUUCCUGUGCAAAGAAUUUCCCCGAGUCCACAUACACUUCGACCGUGUGGACAUAAAGGAAAUUCCUUCGGAGCCAAUGUUCUUCCGCAGGUGGCUGCACGAGCGUUUUGAAAUCAAGGACCGGCUGCUGACGGACUUCUACGAGUCGGACGAUGCCGAUAAAAUAUGCAAGUUCCCCGGGGAAGGCAAACCUUCUCCUCUGAACCUCUCUAAAACCCUCCCAUCAGUGGUGAUCCUGGGGGGCCUGACACUGCCAUUACUGCUGACGGAGAGCGGCAGGAAACUGUACGUGCGGACCUGGGUGUACGGGACGCUGCUGGGCUGGCUGUGGGUGAAAGUCUUUCCUUAACGAACAGGGCCGAGGCUGCCACCAUGACACGCACAACAGACAUGAGCGAGGCGGCGCCGUUUUUUUUUUUUUUCUCCCUGCAUCCGAACAACACGAGGUGUGUUCAUAUAAUGCAGAGCUGCAGCGUCUGAUGAAGUGGCUGGGACGUUUUCCCAACAUGUCUGGCUCAUUGGAGACCUUGAGCUGAAAGCUGAACAAGAGAUGAGGAGAAAUGUUGAGCUUUUUUUUGUGCUGAGUGUUCCCUCGCGUUACUUUGAUAUCGCAGCCUAGUGUGAUGAGAAAAGAGAGUUACCCAAGAUGAUCUGUACUAUGAAAUAGAUACAAAAAAUAUAUAUAUACUUAUUCUAUUUAACUUAAAAUAAUUCUCCCUCCAUUAGAUCUAGCCAAAUUAGUGCUCUCGCAUGCUCACCUUUCCAUCAGACAUUGACCACUUUUAAAGCUCUUACAUGUCAUCGAAGUGUAGAGUACUUUCAAAUUAAAUUAAAGGACCCAAACCAGCUGCUGUGUGGAGCUCACACAGUCCAAGUGAUCAGUGCACUGACUCAUUGACAUUGGUUAUAAUGCUCUCUCUUACUUAUGCUACGUCCCGUGUCAGGACGAUAAUGCACUUUGCUCAUUUAAAGUGACAUUUUUUUAUUUUUUUUACAUUAGUAGAACAACAUGCGGUCUUUAGGGGCUCAAACACACAUGACACCAGCUGCUUUGUUUAAGUAUUCAUUACUUCCUCGUUUCAUACUGAUAGUGAAUGUAGCCAGGGGGGGAGAAGAAGAAAAAAAACAUGUAUCAAUGUAUGAGAGUGUUUCUUUUCAUUCCCAACAUCGAGCUCUUGAUUUGACUCACAUGAAUAUUGUCAAACAUUUUUCUUUGUCUCUGCUGACCUCCCUCCCCCCCCCCCCUCUUCAUGUAGAGAAUGUGUUAAAAAAAAAAAGUUCUACUAAUGUAAAAAUAUUCCUUGAAACCUCAAAAUGUCAAACGUUGCCAAGACCUGCUGAAUUUACAACGACGAUGUUCAACGUUGAGUUUUACGUUGAGAAAUACUUAUUUUAAUGCCAGCAAAGAAUCAUGUCUUUGUUUGUUUGUUUGUUUGUUUGUUUUGUCUGUAUAGAUUAUAAUCUCAUUUUUGUAUUGUUUAUUUGUCGGUCCGCGACCUUUAAAUGCAGUUGUUACUUCUGUUACAGCUCACAUGAAAGUAUUUACCAAGCAAAAAAAAACCCGCUGAUAAAGCCAUGUUGACAGUCUCUCACAGGUUCCUGUGCACUCGAAGCCAUUUGUAUUAUAAUUCUCACUGUAAUGUGUAAUGCACUGUACCUCUCUUCUGUUUGCUGUUUACUGUGAGAACCUUUGCAUUUUCCACACAUGUCACUUUACGUGCUUUCAGUCUCGUCUUCCUCUUCAGUCGGUCUUUGAUUGAUUCUCCUCAUGCUGAUGGUUCAGUAUCUCUCAUGGUUUUUACAUGUCGCGCCAAUACCUCACUUGAACAAUCCUUCCUCGUUUUUAAAGAUGAUCCUCGUCAGCCAUUUUAUAGUCAUUUUUAAUCCUGACAGGAUCCGACUGUAAUUCAUCAGGAAAUCUCUAUGUAGACAGUAUUUCAAUGCCAACGGAUUUUUUGGAAAUGUGUGCCUUCUCUUUGGAGGAGUCGGUCCUCAGCCCUCACAGGGACUCAGUAGCUCUUUUCCAGGUGACUGCAUGGGGGCGCUCUGCUGGAGCUGCUGCUCACUGCAGCAUGUGGUCACAAUGUCUACAGCUCAUAGUGGCUUAUUUUGCUCUAAGAAUGCAUUUAUUACACUUUUCUGAGGUCUAUAAUUAAAACGAUGAAACCUUUAAUGUGUGUACGUUUUGGAACUGGGGAUCAGAAUGAAAUAAAGUUGUUUUCUUUUUCUUUG
Molecule: messenger RNA, 3536 nt
Organism: Labrus mixtus (cuckoo wrasse)
Lineage: Eukaryota; Metazoa; Chordata; Actinopteri; Labriformes; Labridae
Gene: agpat5
Product: 1-acylglycerol-3-phosphate O-acyltransferase 5 (lysophosphatidic acid acyltransferase, epsilon)
Exons: 8
Coding region: 556-1653 (365 amino acids)
Cellular component (GO): endomembrane system; mitochondrion
Molecular function (GO): acyltransferase activity
Source: RefSeq, a predicted model, not a curated record